AUGGCGGCCCACGGCUAUGGCAACAAUCCCCCUACCUAUGAACAGUCCUAUCCUCCAACAGACCCCGUCGACCGCGUCUCCCCCUCACCAUCGAAUGCCCACGGCUACAAAGGCCCCAACGCACACCCCUAUACAACCACCGACUAUGAUCCGCACGAGCUCCGACACAGUCAACAAUCGAUCGGCUCCGAUCAGGGGGCACCCUAUGUUGCAGGAGGACGGUUCAACGAGGCGGAUCAGUAUUCGGACAAUAUCCCAUUAAAAGCGAAUGCCCAGUACUCGAACGGACCUCCGCCGCCAGGAUGGAUGCAACAGCCGACACGCUACCCUCCGUCGCCGGAAGCGAUGGAAGCUGCAGGGCCUCCCGGGCGCCCUGUGAGGCAGAAGAAGGGGUUCUGGAAGAAGAAGAUCGCCUGGGUGACAUAUACCUUGACGGUUGCCCAGAUCAUUGUCUUUAUCGUUGAGUUGGUGAAGAAUGCUCAGCUUACAGGUUCGCCGAUCGAGCUGCACCCCCAAUUCAACCCGAUGAUCGGCCCCUCGCCGUACGUACAGAUUAAUAUGGGAGCGCGCUACACGCCGUGCAUGAAGAACGUGGACAAGAUUCAGAAUUCGCCCGUGGAGUUCAUGUUCCCCUGUCCGAAUGCUACAUCCACCACCGACUUUGUCUGCUCUUUGUCGGAGCUGUGCGGCUUCAAUGGAGUCCCGAACCCGGUCCCCAAGGGCCACCUCACCGAUCGCCCGAUGCCAAACCAGUGGUUCCGCUUCAUCAUCCCCAUGUUCCUCCACACCGGGAUCAUCCACAUUGGGUUCAACUUGCUGGUCCAGAUGACCAUGGGGGCCGACAUGGAACGGACAGUCGGAUGGUGGCGGUACGCCUUUGUGUACCUGGCGAGCGGUAUCUGGGGUUUCGUGCUUGGAGGCAACUACGCGGCUCAGGGAGAGAGCUCGUGCGGCUGCUCGGGCAGUCUUUUCGGUAUCCUGGCCCUCUAUAUCUUGGAUCUGCUUUACACCUGGAAUGAGCGGGCCAGCCCGUUGACCGAAUUAAUCAUCAUGGUAAUCGGCAUUGGCAUCUCUUUCGUGCUGGGGCUACUUCCGGGCUUGGAUAACUUUUCUCAUAUCGGAGGCUUCGUCAUGGGCUUGGCCUCGGGUCUCUGCAUCAUGCGCUCUCCCAAUGCCCUUCGCGAGCGCAUCGGUCUUGCCCGCAAUCCAUAUGUGGCCAUGACCGGCGGCGCUGGGGCCAGCACCGAGCCGGAGAACAGCAAGAUCGCCGACCCGGGCUCGAGCAUUACUGACUUCUUCAAGGGCCGCAAGGGUCCCAAGUCGGCCGAGGUGACUGGCCCGUUGUCCUUCUUCAAGGGUCGGAAGCCUCUGUGGUGGGCAUGGUGGUUGGUGCGAUUGGGAGCGCUGGUCGCAGUCCUCAUCGGCUUCAUCUUGCUGAUUGUGGACUUUUACAAAUAUUACACCUCGAACUGCUCAUGGUGCUAUAGGCUGAGCUGUCUGCCGGUCAACGAUUGGUGCCAACAGGGUGAGAUUACGACUAUCAACGUGACAACAACGACCGGAGGAUCAUCGCAUCAUUAA
Messenger RNA from Aspergillus clavatus NRRL 1, 1581 nucleotides. Its product is annotated as rhomboid family membrane protein. Gene Ontology annotation, biological process: proteolysis. Gene Ontology annotation, molecular function: serine-type endopeptidase activity. The record is from RefSeq and is a predicted model, not a curated record. Gene Ontology annotation, cellular component: membrane. Lineage: Eukaryota; Fungi; Ascomycota; Eurotiomycetes; Eurotiales; Aspergillaceae. The transcript has 3 exons. The coding region runs from base 1 to 1581 and encodes 526 amino acids.